GGAAAUAAUCAUAAUUUACAGUUGGAGUACAGAAGAUGGAUAAACAUAUUCCAGUAUGCCAGACGUUGGAACUGUUUUCUCAAGACAAUCAGCAGAGCGACAUCAACAGCAACAACAAGAGCGACAACAACCAUGACCAGGAAACUAUUCCAAAAACAAUUGAAAUCGCGUUAGAGGCCUCGGAAAACACAGAAGGCAGAAUUUCAACGGACCCGAAAAAGGCCACGCGACGUGAGAAACCAGAUGCCGGAAGUAAACAACCGUCUAGAAGAACAGAUCACAAGGAAGAUUGGUUGUCGGUACAGGUAAUCCUCAGAGUAUUUCAACCGGGAUGUAUUACUAUGACGGCACAGGAUUUCAACCUAUAAGAGAUCCACAAAUGCCGUCAGAGAUUGG
This is a messenger RNA of Mya arenaria, 396 nucleotides long. RefSeq lists its product as uncharacterized. Lineage: Eukaryota; Metazoa; Mollusca; Bivalvia; Myida; Myidae. The transcript is spliced from 4 exons. The record is from RefSeq and is a predicted model, not a curated record. Bases 36 to 368 code for a protein of 110 amino acids.